GCAAUUUACAUAGCUAUUCGUUUUAAAAUGAGAGCGUACAUACGUUCGUAUGGAGAACCAUGCUUGCUGCGGACUCUUAAAUUAAAACUUUGUAAUGUAUUCAAUCGGAGGCACAACCCUGGCCUCGCUGAGACAAGACAAAGAGAGAAACUACCUAUCUACUCUUUCUGGAAGUCUUUACAUUAAUGUAAAACCUUUAAAACUUCGUAUACUCGUCGCUCUCUUUGAAACUUAUAUUUACUGUCCCAUUUCUUUGCAGAUUUCAACAAGUCUUCACGACUGGGUCAUGCCAGCGAGCUUUCACCUACACCGUUAUAACAUCUGUCAAGAUUCCCAAGUCUCGCCAGAAAGCGCCGAGAUGCAACCGAAAACGAAGAGAUAAGAAAUAUAAGAAGGACGAGAGCCCGACGAUGUUCUCAUUGUCGGAGGGAUGCGGGUGCGUGAGUUUCCGCGGAGGGAGGAGGAACCGAUCCCUCGGGGAUGACUCGUCCUCCUGCCGCAGCUCCGAGAUUGAACAAGAAGUUCCUAAGAAGUUGGGACGGAGGCUCCUGAACGGACAAUGCAACGUGAGAGCUCUAGUGCCUUUCCUGAAGUUCUGGAAGAGGGAUGACGUCAGUAUGACGAAGGCUGAAAGAACCAUGAAAGCGGCCAUUUUGAUCCAGCAAUGGUACCGACGGUACCUGGCGCGGAUGGAGGUACGGAGACGGUACACGUGGACCAUAUUUCAAAGCAUCGAAUACGCCGGAGAGCAGGAUCAAGUCAAACUGUACAACUUCUUCAACGCGCUACUAAGCCACAUGAGAGACAGCAGCGGGCGGGUGUCGUCGGAGCGGACAUCGCGGACUGCUUCUGUGUUGGAGCAAGUAUUCUCGGAGGAGUCCGACGAGGGCGGGGGCGUGGACGAGACGGCGCCGCCGAAGCCGGCGCGCGGGCCCGACAUCGAGUUCCCGCUGCAGCGGAAGGAUAUCGACCUACUGAUUGAGGCUUUUAGGAAAAAAAAGAAUCGAUUUGAAAUAUACUCGACAUUCCAGCACCGUCUACAUGCGAAGCACGUGGCCCAGAUUCUGAAAGAGGCCACCCAAGUACUGAAAAGACUCCCGAACAUCAACGUGGCCACCACUUCCAUCUCGAGCCAGAUUACUGUCUGCGGCGACCUGCACGGGAAACUCGAUGACUUACUUGUUAUAUUUCACAAGAAUGGAUUACCAUCGCCGGAGAAUCCGUACAUAUUCAACGGGGACUUUGUAGACCGAGGAAAGAAGGGCUUGGAGGUGUUCCUGUUGCUGCUAGGAUGCAUGCUGGCAUUUCCUGGAGGGGUGUACCUCAACCGCGGCAACCAUGAAGAUUUGAUUAUGAACCAAAGGUAUGGUUUCAUAAAGGAGGUGCAUCAGAAAUACCGGCACAACGCCGAGCGCCUACUGAAGCUGAUAGAGGGCGUGUACCGCUGGCUUCCGCUGGGCACCAUCAUCAACAACCGCGUGUUCGUGGUGCACGGCGGCAUUUCCGACACCACUGACCUGGACAUGAUCCGAAGCUUGGAGAGAGACAAAUAUGUGUCGCUGCUGCGGCCACCGGUCUCGGAGAACUGCGCGCCAGGCUCCGAGGUCAUUGACAAGGUGGAGUGGAAACAGGUAUUCGACAUCCUCUGGUCAGACCCCCAGGCCGUGGGCGGCUGCGUGGCGAACGCGCUGCGCGGCGCGGGCACGUACUUCGGCCCUGACGUGACAACCUCGUUCCUGCAGAGGAACAAGCUCAGCUUCCUGAUACGCAGCCACGAGUGCAAGCCUGGCGGGUACGAGUUGUUGCAUAACGGAAACGUCAUAACAAUCUUCUCCGCAUCCAACUACUACGAGUUGGGCUCCAACAAGGGUGCAUAUCUGAAGCUAUGCGGAAACUCUCUUGAGCGGCAGUUCGUACAGUACACGGCGGCAGUGUCGCGCACGAGGCGGCUCACGUUCCGGCAACGUGUCGGCCUCGUCGAGUCCUCGGCGAUGCGCGAGCUGCACAACCUCAUCAUAUCUGCGCGGAGGCCGCUCGAGGCCUAUUUCCGCAGUAUGGACGUGGAGCAAAGCGGAUACAUACCCAUCAGUGACUGGUGCGCGGCCAUGGAAGAAACCACGCACCUCGGGCUGCCGUGGCGCAUGCUCAAGGACAAACUCGUGCGCACGGACCCCGACACGCGCAGGGUGCGCUACAUGGACACCUUUGAGUUCACUGCAAAUAAACUUGCACGUAAAGCAGACACGCAGACUGUCGUGGACACUCUUUACAGAAACAAAACUAGUUUAGAAGCUAUUUUUAAAAUCUUAGACAAGGAUAACUCAGGCUAUAUAACUCUUGAGGAGUUCUCGGAGGCGUGUCAGCUCCUUGGUAAAUACAUGCCGAACCCGAUGACGCAAGAGCAGCUGGUGGACAUCUGCCGCCUGAUGGAUAUUAACAAAGAUGGGCUCGUCGACCUUAACGAGUUCCUUGAAAGCUUCCGGCUCGCCGAGAAGAGCCUCGAGGGUGACGAGGAGGAGGACACUUGACAGGAGCCCGGCCGCCGCCCCUGCCGGACGGCGGUCGAUCACGACGAGACCGGCGUCACCGUUGAAGUACUCAAACUCGACGACGACACUAAAAUCAACAAGAAACAUAACAAAAACGGACUGGCUCAUGCCUUGGGAGAGAGCAUUCCCAGCGUGUCCCAACAGAUCGAAGAGAUAGAGUUGAUAGAUUGUGAUGAGAGGCCGCGUCGGCCUGGCCUGCUCGAAAGCGACAUGUAACGCCACUGUCGCAAAGCCAGACCCUUUAACGGAAGCAUUUACUUGCGAUUUUAAACAUCUGUCUUUUCCUUCUAAAAGCAAGAGAAAGGGACAAGCUUUAUGAAAAUGAAAUGAAAUAAAAUUGUCUAUUUCAGGCAUCUAGUGGCCCAUAUAUUAAUACCUAAAGCGGUGAUAAAACCAACUGUGCCGCACGUUUCUGGAUAUUCUCUAUUUUGAUAUUAAUGUCGGUUGUAUGCAUUUCUGUUGCAAAUUUUUGCUUAGAUGUUUAAUAAGAUGAGAAUAUUUUAUAUACCUACGUGUGCGCUGUUACAUUAAAUUGAAGCUUUAUCCGUGAUAAACUUUUGCAAAUCUAUUCCUACUCGUCUAAGAUAAUUGUAAGCAUGACAGCGUUUAUCGUCAGUAUUACAUUUUUCGUGUCUUUAUAACAUGACAUGAAAAAAAUGACAUUAAAAUGAAAUAUUAAAUGACAAGGCACUUGGCUGUGGAAAUCUGAAAGGACCUUUAUAACGUCGAUGGCUGCUGGCGUGCCGAAUCUUUGUUGUAAACGAAUUAUUAGUAAUUUUGAUCAAUACUCUUAUCAUACUCAUGUUAAAUCAUCAAUUUGAUAUACAAAACCUUCUGUGAAAUCGUUUUAUAUAGUCUGAAUUUGCCCAUUGAAGUUCACGAAAAAUAUUCCUAUAUACGUGUUAAAAUGGUCAGUUCGAUUUACUUAAUUAUGUCGUUCGUGGUUUGAGUUCCUACUAUUUACUAAACGAUUUAUACAGUCCCAUAUUACUAUCCUCUCGGCCAAAUUUCACCUCUAGCUAAAAGUGGACGGUUUCACGUUGUGUAUAUUCGUCAAUUGUUCUUCCUUAUGUAAAAAAAAAUCAAUUCUAAAGUUUGUGCUUUGAAAAUUUAACUAUUAGUAAAAAAAAAUAAGACAUUAGACCAAUACUUUAAUAUGAAAAAUUAACUAACUUAAUCUAUAAAUAAAUAACUUUUCUGGAUUUAUAUUUUGUUUCAUGAAUCGGUGCCAAUUAUUGAGCAAAUUAGAUAUUAUUCGUAUGUUCAGUAUCAAAAACAAACUAAUUGAUAAAUUUUAAACUAACGAAUGGGAACAAUAUCAUUACAUCCUUUACUCAAUUUUAACGAUACUUUGUAUUUGUAUUUUUAUAGGACCUACUGUAAUAAUAAUAAUUUGUAUUUAUUCACAAAAACUGCAUCGGAAAUAUUUUUCCAAUUUUAACUUUGUACCUAUUAGCCAAUAUAAACCGGUGCAGUUCCACUGAUGUCGUAGAAAAAAUAUUUACUUAGGUAUGUACUUGAAAUAAAAAUCAAGUAAAAAUUUAUAAACAAUUUUAAUAGGUAUAAGGUAUAAAUAAGCCUAUUUAUGAAGAUAAUCAUUUUUGGCGUGUCUAGUAAGAGUACAUAGUACAUUUUCAUAUACAUAUCUCUAUAUUCAAUUAUUAAGCAUUCCAAUGCAGUAGGGUACCAGAUAUUCGCGUCUCAAUUUUUAAUAGCCUACCUUAGCCAAAGGCAAGUAAUUAUGCAUUUCGGGAACUUUUCUCUGUAGCCUGAAUUGCUAUACCUAUUUGUGUACUUUCUCUAUUAUUGUCUAAAUACUCUUAAUUGUCUCAUAUAAUGUAAGUAGAUAAUCGUACAAUAACUGUAAUCCACUACUUGUGCUAUUUUAAAUCAUUCUUCUUCAAUGAUUAUUCUCGCAUUACGAAAUUGUAGCCAAUAUGCCGAUAUUUUAAUAAUUGUCCAUUAAAAUGUGAUAUUGCU
Messenger RNA from Cydia pomonella (codling moth), 4529 nucleotides. RefSeq names its product serine/threonine-protein phosphatase rdgC (gene rdgC). NCBI's taxonomy places the organism in Eukaryota, Metazoa, Arthropoda, Insecta, Lepidoptera, Tortricidae. Gene Ontology annotation, cellular component: cytosol; nucleus. The transcript is spliced from 14 exons. Bases 411 to 2528 code for a protein of 705 amino acids. Gene Ontology annotation, molecular function: protein binding; iron ion binding; protein serine/threonine phosphatase activity. The record is from RefSeq and is a predicted model, not a curated record. Gene Ontology annotation, biological process: detection of stimulus involved in sensory perception.